AGAGAUGUGAACGAAACGACUGGCACGAUGCACAAGCCACACUCAGUGUGUCACACACACACACACGCAACCUCUCACUCUGUAUGUGUAUACAGACACACCCCAAGCACAAGCAGAUGUGUAUAUGUCGAUACAUACCCCUUCUUCUUCUGCCCUUAUUUUCAGGGACCACAUACACACACACACACGCUCUCUCUACUCUCUUACAACCGCCAUCAGAAUCCAGAACAACCAAGUUUCUUUGGGUGAUAUUGCCAUUUUUUAUUGUAACUAUAUUAUUAUACAGAAGGACAGAGAGCGCAAGCACUAGCUGCAGUCAACUCCUUUUUUUUGGGUUGCUGGUGCUGGUGCUGCUUCUGCUGCUGCUGCUGCUUUUGCGGAUUAUUUGGAGUAUGCGAGUGUGUGCGUGUUGCCUUUUUUUGCCGAGCCAAAGCGAGGUGCACGCCUAUGGUCCCACGUGUGUGCAAACCAAGUGGGUCCAUGAUACAACGGGCGUGAAAAAAGGACACAAUGCAGACGAAUAGAGUGACACUGCAUUUGUUUAAACCGCUUGGAAUCAGCAUUGUCAUUGUCGUCGAUUCUCUUUUUCUCUCGGGGGGGGGGGGGUCGAAUGGGUGUGAUGAAGGAGUUAUGCAUGUUUUUGUUAUACAGGGCGAGAGGAGGGAAAGGAAUGUGUUGUGCGUGCGCACAGUCCAGG
Messenger RNA from Zychaea mexicana, 697 nucleotides. RefSeq lists its product as uncharacterized. The transcript has a single exon. The record is from RefSeq and is a predicted model, not a curated record. Lineage: Eukaryota; Fungi; Mucoromycota; Mucoromycetes; Mucorales; Lichtheimiaceae. The coding region runs from base 84 to 524 and encodes 146 amino acids.